AUGGCUCAGCCAAGAGCAUCGACCGACGAGGAGAACGCUCCUCUCCUCGAUAAUCCCAACUCCACCCCCUCUUCUUCAUCCCAAUCACCACUCAAAGCAAUCUUCUCUCCUUCACGACCCCUAACGCUGCUCGAAAAAUUCUUGGGUGGCUUAGCCGUUCUGUUACUGUUGUUAGCUAGUAUAUUCAUAGGUUUAUUCGCUGGUGCAGAAGGUUUGUUGAAAAAGGAAAAAGGUAAACAUGGACAUGGGGGAGAAGGACAUGGAGGAUGGAAGACUGAAUAUGUAACUUCUACUGCUACGACUACUCGAUAUGGUACCACGACUGUUGUGAAUCCCGCUCCUGGACCUACUGGUAGCCCCGAUCAUAAAAUAUGCCUAUCACCCGAAUGCGUCAUCUUAUCUUCAUCGGUUCUUCAAUCGCUCAAUCAAAGUGUAGAUCCCUGUGAAGAUUUCUACGAAUUCGCCACGGGUGGUUGGGCAGCUUCGCACUCUAUCCCUGCUGAUCGAGGAUUAUACGGAGCUUUCAACGAGGUUAACGAUAAUAACAAGAAAAUCUUAAUCAAAGUACUCGAUUCUAUUUCGUCGGACAAACCUUCCAAAGACGCUAGUGCGGAUGAACAGAAUUUGGCAAAAUUGAAAGCUGUUUAUAACAGUUGUAUUGAUAUCGAACACCUCAACGAUGUCGGUAGAAAACCAAUAAUUGACCUUGUCGAUCACAUCAUUGAUAUCUUCGGUGAAUUCGAUGUGGAUUCCUUGUCAUCGUCUUCCGAUCUUCUCGAUAAAUCACCCGAAUCCGAAUGGAAAGGGACGUAUGACGAGUCAUACACUGUUCCAGCCGAUCUGGCUGUCUCUGCCGAGGAGUUCGAGCAACUUAGAAAAGCUAAGAAGAGCGGUGGAGUGAAGUGGGAUGCUCCUUCCUCCCGAUCUCAAAGUGUACAAGAUUUCUACGAAUACCGACCAAACGAGGAGAGGGAAGAGAGGAUCACAAAGGCGCUUGCAUGGCUCCAUUCAAGAGGUGUCCAAGGCCUCGUCAAUUUCGAGAUUGAGGGUGAUGCAGGUGGCGAAGAUUCUCAAGUCCAGAGCUUAUGGUUAUAUCAAGCAUUUGGCGGUCUCCCUUCCAAGGAAUACUACGAAGAGAAACCUAUUCUCGAUCUGUACACAUCGGUCGUUGCUGGAAUCCUCACUGAUAUUGCUGAGCAUACUUCUGUUCGACAAAAGAAGGACAAACGCGAUUUAAUUUCGGACCUUGAAGAAGCAAUUGAACUAGGACAGGAGGAUGCUAAAGGCUUACUGGAACAACUGUUCGAUAUUGCCGAUGCCGAAAUCGAAGAGGACAAUUGGCCUUGGCCAUGGCCUGGAACUGAUGGAAAAGACUCCAGUGGUGGUGAUGGGGAACAUGACGGAGGUAGAGCAUCAAAGGAACCAACGGACGAACGAAUGGAAAAGCUUGCUGCUAAGGUCGUUCAUUUCGAAAGAGAACUUAUGAGAGCAGGUGCCGAUCCUGAAUAUCUGUUCAACCCUCAUUUCGCUUACAAUCCAUAUUCGACUAAGACCGUAGGCAAGCUCCUACCUUUCCUCGAUAUCCCAACGUAUCUGUCUACCUUCUCUCCCAGAACUUUCCCAGUCAACAUCACUGUCACUCAUCCACCAUACCUCAAGAGCGUCACCAAUUUGAUCGACAAGACCCCCGAUCAUGUACUUUCUGGAUACUUCGUCACUAGACUCGCUCUUACCUAUGCUAGUGCUUUAGGACCUAAAGUAACCAUUCGUCAGGAGAAGAAGAGACUUGAUGAUGUAUUGAAAGGUAUCAAAAAGGGAACAGAAGAGAACCGACAGGAUGUAUGUUUGAAUUGGGUAGAUGAGAUUGUCGGUUUCAUUGCUGGAAGGGAAUUCGUCAGAGAAGCUUUCUCCCCUGAAGCCAAAGCUGAAGGUGAACAUAUCAUCAGAUCAAUUGUUAAGGCGUUCCAUGAGAAACUCCCUCAUAUCCCAUGGAUGGAUUCCGAAUCUGCCAAAGCUGCCCAAAAGAAAGCAGAAGCUAUUAUUCCUAAAGUCGGAUACCCUCUCUAUCCCAAUACUACCAAUCCCGAAAGUUUGCAAAGUUGGUAUGGAAGAUUGGAUAUCAAAGAGAACGAUUUCUUCGGUAAUGUGCUUGGAUCAACUCUUUUGGAGGAAAGUAGGACUUGGUUGGGCCUGGGCAGAAAGAGGAACAGGGAUUCUUGGGAGAUGUACCCACAAACUGUUAAUGCGUACUACUCCCCUCCUGACGGCGAGAUUGUCUUCCCAGCUGGUAUACUCCAACCUCCAUUCUACUCCCAAGCUUGGCCCGCUCAUCUCCGAUAUGGCGCUUUCGGGGCGGUCGCCGCACACGAAUUGACCCACGCGUUCGACAAUUCUGGAAGUCAAUAUGAUGAAAAAGGUCGAUUGAGAGAUUGGUGGACCAAGCAGACCGUGAAAGAUUUCGAAGAAAGAGCCCAAUGCGUUGCUAAGCAGUACUCGAAGUAUUACGUCCACGAUGCUGAGGGUAACAAGGUGUAUGUUAAUGGUAAUCUUACUAAUGGAGAAGACAUCGCCGACUCGGGCUUAGCUCAAGCAUUCAUAGCAUGGCAAGACUCCGUCUCCAAAUCCAAUAACUCAGAGAGAUUACCAGGCCUCGAUUUCUCAGAUGAACAACUAUUCUUCCUUGCCUUCGCGAGAGUAUGGGCACAACUCACUCGACCUGCCACUGCUGUUUCGCGAGUGAGAACCGAUCCCCACUCUCCACCUUACUGGAGAGCUACUGGAACGUUGAAGAAUUUGGAUGCGUUCCACAAGGCUUUUGGAUGCAAGGCUGGAAGUCCAAUGAACCCUCCUAAGAAGGAGCAGUGUGAAUUGUGGUAG
This is a messenger RNA of Kwoniella mangroviensis CBS 8507, 2877 nucleotides long. RefSeq lists its product as uncharacterized. Gene Ontology annotation, molecular function: metalloendopeptidase activity. The transcript has 13 exons. Bases 1 to 2877 code for a protein of 958 amino acids. Gene Ontology annotation, biological process: protein processing. The record is from RefSeq and is a predicted model, not a curated record. Gene Ontology annotation, cellular component: plasma membrane. Lineage: Eukaryota; Fungi; Basidiomycota; Tremellomycetes; Tremellales; Cryptococcaceae.